Molecule: messenger RNA, 428 nt
Organism: Hibiscus syriacus
Lineage: Eukaryota; Viridiplantae; Streptophyta; Magnoliopsida; Malvales; Malvaceae
Product: RCC1 and BTB domain-containing protein 1-like
Exons: 3
Coding region: 28-336 (102 amino acids)
Source: RefSeq, a predicted model, not a curated record
GGGUACGUGCAUUCAUGGGGCAGAGGAAUGUUUGGACGACUUGGGACUGGUUCAGAAUCCGACGAACUUUUCCCGGUUCGGGUCAAGUUCCAGGACUUGGAGCUUAAGUUCAUAGCUGUCGCUGAUCACAAUCUUGCUCUUGCAGAUGAUGGAUCAGUUUGGUCAUGGGGUUAUAAUACAUAUGGACAACUUGGUAUGCACGGGGACAAUUCUUUGGCACCUCAAUUGAUGGAGCGGUUCCUCGAAUUGGGCUCCCCUGGUCAAUCAAAAGCUGAGUUAGAGUUAGACUCAGAGAUAAUAAAGGAGUAUCUUCCUUCUUCAACGCAAGGAAAAUAGUAUGGUAACAUCGUAAUAAAAUAAACAACAGAAACACAAGUACAUUCAGCAUUGUUUUUACUGUGAUAAGCUUUCCCUAUUACAGAUACAAA